Molecule: messenger RNA, 624 nt
Organism: Effrenium voratum
Lineage: Eukaryota; Dinophyceae; Suessiales; Symbiodiniaceae
Source: the annotation of a GenBank genome assembly
AUGGCAGAGAGCUUUUCGAGGGUAGGGCUCGCAGUGAUUGGAUCCCUGGCACUGGUGCUGGUCCUGCUGAAUGUGAUUUUCUGGUGGCGCUUCGUUGCAGCCACCGACCUGGGCUUGCACCUCAUCGACGGCACCUGCGAGCUCACGAGCGAGGAGUUCACGCGGCCGGUGUGGCCUCUGAAGAUGGGCUGGAGCUUCCCGAUGACGGGGCCCUCCUGGACGGACGUGCCCUGCCAGGUGCAACUGAAAGCGGAAGGUGAGGACACAGAGGUGAAGGGCAGUACGAUCCUCCACUUCACCUACUGGCAGGGCAUGGUCUGGGAAUACCUGAAGGACAGCUGCAGCCAUCUGGUGCCCAAGCUGAAGGGUGAGAAGUUCGACUGCGCCUUUGCCAAGGAUGGCUCUGGCGGCUUUUGGGCGGCCUACGUGGGGCAUUUUGAGGAACUGCCACACCUGCCGCGGCUGUUGUUGAUGAAGGCCUGCGGCCUCUCCUUCCUCACGCUGGGCCCCUUUUUGCUGAUCUGCGGCAAGACGUUGCAGGGCGCUUCAGCGGCCACAGCAAGGGAGAACGAGGACGAGCACAUGGAGUACCAGAAGAUGAUGGUAGAGCCCGACGGCAUUUGA